Humulus lupulus (European hop) is the source of this 2154-nucleotide messenger RNA. RefSeq lists its product as uncharacterized. The record is from RefSeq and is a predicted model, not a curated record. The coding region runs from base 1 to 2154 and encodes 717 amino acids. Gene Ontology annotation, molecular function: zinc ion binding; nucleic acid binding. Lineage: Eukaryota; Viridiplantae; Streptophyta; Magnoliopsida; Rosales; Cannabaceae. The transcript has 4 exons.
AUGGCAGAUAGGGUCUUAACAGCUAAAACAGUGGGUUUGCAGUGGAGAGAUGUCUCUGAACAUGAAAAUGGCAAUGAGAUAUAUGAGGAUAACGAAGGGAGUUUUCAUGGGUUUGAGUAUGGUAAUGGUAGUGAAGUUGGGGUUGAAAGUGAGAUUGAAUAUUUAACUAUCCCACCACCACGACCCACUGACUUUGAAUUAGAAGAAGAAGAGUAUGCUCAAGACAUAGAAGGAGAGAAGAAUGUUGAUAUUCCCAUUGAUCCCAACACAUGGUGGACCUCUGUGACAACUUUGUGCACUGAAACAUUAGAAGUGGAAGAUGGUAUUGACAGUGAAGAAGAUCUAGCUAGCUUGGCAAGUGAUGAUGAUGAUCCAAGUGUUCGAAAAAGGGGGUUUAAAGAGUACAAUCCAAAGACAAAAUGGGAAGACUUCAAGUUCACACUAGGCAUGCAAUUUGGCACUGUUUAUUUACUAAGAACAGCCAUUAAGGAGUAUUUCAUUCAAAAUGAUAGAGAGUACAAGUAUUUGGCCAAUGAAUCAUAUCGAGUGAGAGCUAUAUGUAGAGCUAAAGGCUGUCCAUGGGUUUUAUAUGCUCAUGUUCUUGGUGAUAAGACAACAUUUAGGGUGAACACACUAGUUGAUUCCCACUUAUGCCCUUUUGUAUUAAACAAUAGACACGUGGACUCCAAAUGGGUAUCAAAGCACUUAUUGGAACAAUUUAGACUGAAUCCUAAUAUGGAGUACCAAAGAUUUAAAGAACUAACUCAGAAUACCAAGUUUUCUAUGAUAUCUAAGUGGACUUUUUAUAGAACAAAGGAAAAGGCAAUGGAAAAAUUGGAAGGGACUGUGGGAGAGCAAUAUUCCAUUUUAGAUGACUAUUGCAAGCAGUUGGUGGCUACUAAUCCAGGAAGCACAACCAUAUUGAAGACUAGGAUGGAGAAUGAUAAAAGGAUUUUUGAAAGAGUCUAUAUUUGCUUGAAGAGUUGCAAAGAUGGAUUUUUGAAGGGUUGUAGGCCUUUGAUGGGAUUAGAUGGAUGCUUCUUAAAAGGGUAUUGUAAAGGCAUGCUACUUGCUGCUGUUGGGAUUGAUGGAAACAAUAGUAUGUUCCCCAUAGCAUAUGCAGUGUGUGAGAAGGAAAAUACAGACACUUGGACUUGGUUUUGUGAGCUACUCAAAGAAGACUUGAAUGUUGAUAACUCGAUCCAGUUCACAUUUAUAAAUGAUAAGCAAAAAGGCCUUGAAAAUGCAGUUGCUUGUGUUUGGGAAGGAUCUGAAACUAGAAACUGUGUAAGGCAUCUUCACAACAAUUUCAAAAAAGAGUUUCAUGGAUUGCUCAUGAAGCAACUAUUGUGGGCUGCUGCAAGGGCAACAACACCUCAAGAAUUUAAGAGGAAGAUGCAGGCAAUUAAGGAUGUCAAUCCACAUGCAUAUGCUUGGCUAGCUGGUAAGUUGCCUAAUCAAUGGACAAAAUCUCAUUUUCAAGAAACUGUAAAGUGUGACAUGUUAGUCAACAACCUGUGUGAAAUUUUCAAUGCUACUAUUAUGAUUGCUAGGGAUAAACCUAUUGUGACUUUGUUAGAGAAGGUUAGGGCUGAUGCAAACAGAUUUGAAGUUAAUCAAGGUGGAAUGAGCCAAAUUUUUGCGGUAGAUCUAGUUAAAAUGACAUGUACUUGUAGGAGGUUUGAGUUGUCAGGUAUACCGUGUGCACAUGCUCUAGCAUGUAUUUGGAGCUGCAACGAUGAUGUCAUGAAUUUUAUCCACGAGUAUUAUAAGAAAGAACGGUUUGUGGUAGCAUAUGGUGGGGUUGUAGGGCCAAUGCCAAGCCCAGAAAAUUGGCCUAAAACUGGCCUUAACCUUAUUCAAGCUCCUGGUGAAAACAAUCUCCCUGGAAGACCUAAAAAAAAGAGAAGAUGGGGUACCGAUGAGCCUCCUCUGGGAGCAACAAAGACUAAGAGAACAGGCCAGCAAACAACAUGCAACAACUGUAAGGAGGUGGGCCACUACAAGAACUCAUGUAAAAAACCCGUUGUUAAGAAGGCUCCAAUUGCAAAGAAAAAUGGAAGACCACCCAGCAAGAAUCCAUCUCAAGAAACUAAAAAGAGAAGAGAAAGAAGACACAAACAACAAGCAAGGGAAGUUGGUCCAAGUUCUUAG